Molecule: messenger RNA, 1235 nt
Organism: Drosophila rhopaloa
Lineage: Eukaryota; Metazoa; Arthropoda; Insecta; Diptera; Drosophilidae
Gene: Atg3
Product: ubiquitin-like-conjugating enzyme ATG3
Exons: 4
Coding region: 136-1128 (330 amino acids)
Biological process (GO): autophagosome assembly; autophagy of mitochondrion; nucleophagy
Cellular component (GO): cytosol; cytoplasmic ubiquitin ligase complex
Molecular function (GO): Atg8-family ligase activity
Source: RefSeq, a predicted model, not a curated record
CGCACUGUUGUUGUCGUUUGCUCGCGAGACAAAAACAAUUAGCUCGGAAGUGCAAGUCAAUUGAGAGAGUCAUUUUAAUUAUAUUUAUUAAGAUUAAGCGUUUAGAUUAGUGCGAAUACUCAGCGGGGCGACACAAUGCAAAGCGUUCUCAACACCGUGAAAGGCACGGCGCUCAAUGUGGCCGAAUAUCUAACGCCCGUUUUAAAGGAAUCGAAAUUCCGUGAGACGGGUGUCCUCACUCCGGAGGAGUUUGUGGCCGCCGGAGAUCACUUAGUGCAUCAUUGCCCAACUUGGCAGUGGGCAGCCGGCGAUGAAACCAAAACGAAACCCUAUUUACCAAAGGAUAAGCAAUUCCUGAUAACGCGCAAUGUGCCGUGCUAUCGUCGCUGCAAGCAGAUGGAGUACGUCGGCGAGGAGACGCUGGUGGAGGAGGAGUCCGGCGAUGGCGGUUGGGUGGAGACUCAUCAGCUGAACGACGACGGCACCACCCAGCUGGAGGACAAGAUCUGCGAACUGACAAUGGAGGAGACUAAGGAUGAAAUGCACACUCCAGAUAGCGACAAAUCAGCUCCGGGCGCUGGAGCCGAGGCCGAAGACGAGGACGAUGACGAGGCUAUUGACAUGGACGAUUUCGAGGAGAGCGGCAUGCUGGAGCUGGUCGAUCCGGCCGUGGCCACCACCACUCGCAAACCAGAGGCGGAAACGAAGGCCAGCCCCGUGGCAUCCACUUCGGGCGAGGCGGAGGCCAGCGGUGACUCAGUGCUCCACACACGCACAUACGACCUGCACAUCAGCUACGACAAGUACUAUCAGACGCCGCGCCUCUGGGUGGUGGGAUACGAUGAGCAGCGCAAGCCACUGACCGUAGAGCAGAUGUACGAGGAUGUCUCGCAGGACCACGCCAAGAAAACGGUCACCAUGGAGUCGCAUCCACAUCUUCCAGGUCCCAAUAUGGCCUCGGUGCACCCCUGCCGCCAUGCGGAUAUUAUGAAGAAGAUUAUUCAGACGGUGGAGGAGGGCGGCGGUCAGCUGGGAGUGCAUUUAUACUUGAUCAUAUUCCUGAAAUUCGUUCAGACCGUCAUACCAACCAUCGAGUACGAUUUUACGCAAAACUUCAACAUGUCUUAGGACCCGCCAUGCUUUUCAAUAUUGACGCAAUAAAAUAUAACUCAUAAAACGCUAGUUUGUAAACUAAUAAUCGAAUAAAGAUUUGAGCAAACAGCUAAUAACAUCAA